GGAAAUGUGUUCGCGUUGAUUCUAGCUUCGGUAUCCGGAGCGUAACUUCCGGGAAACAAAUCUCCUCAUCUCUCAGAGCCCUUAUUGAUUACCAGGUCUUCAUUCCCCGGUCUGCCAGAGUCUGAACUCGGUACCGGACCCUGAUGAUCAAACACACACGGACUUUAAACUUCAACGGUGCGUCUAUCGACCACUAUCUGACGUCAUAGCCUUUGCUGCUGUUAGCUUAGCAUAGCUUAGACAGUUCGCCUGGAGGGGCCAGGUGAGAUCAGCAGCAUCGUUUGUGCUAUGGGAGCCCACCGCAGUGAAGGGGGACAGGACUGGAUCGUGCAGGACGGCCCGGAACAACCGGAGCAGACUCCGAAUCCAUGGAACCUUAUGAUCAAACACAGACAGAUCCACAGACGAGGACGGCGCUCACACAUGACAGUCAGCUACACUGAUCCUCAGGUGUCCAUGGACCUGCUGAGGGCGGUGCUCCAGCCCAGCUUCAACGAUGACAUCAUGGCUGUAUUCAAGAAGUACCAGAAGUUCUUUGACAAAGCAGCGGAGAACGUGAAGGAGAACGUUGGAGAUGAUGUCCACACCGAUCAGCUAAUCAAAGAGGCCUGCAGGAACGUCCUGGAACAUGCCAAGCAGCUGUUUCCAGAGGUGGAGGUGAAGAGGGCCGGGCCAGAGGUCGCACUCAAGAGGAACAGACCUGCUGAUGAAGACUACAUUCAGAGAGGAAGCCCUCUUCCGAAGAAGAGGAGAGCUCGUCCAGGUGUCUCUGCUGACAGACCUCAUGGCUUUUCUACUCAAUCAAAGCCCAAAUCUGAACCUAUCAAGAGAGAGGGACCAAAGUGGGAUCCAUCCAGACUGAAUGAGAACAGCACGUUCGUUCUCGGCUCCAGAGCCAACAAGGCGCUGGGGAUGGGCGGGACCAGAGGACGCAUCUACAUCAAACAUGCUGAUCUGUUCAAGUAUGCAGCUGAUGCGAAGGAUAAGCAGUGGUUGGCAGAGAGACACCACAUGAGGGCAACUGGAGGGAAGAUGGCCUAUCUGCUUAUCGAGGAGGAUAUCCAGGAUCUGUCUCGCAGUGACGAAUACAAGGACUGUCCGGACGUCAAGAUGGACGAGAUGAAGCCGUUCUCAGUUCCUCCCUGGAUGGUGGAGAAGAUGCAGAGAGCCAUGGAGGCUCAAAGAGAUGCCGACCUGUGACCCCUGUUUGAAGAGAGGAAUGUGCCAGAUUUUGUUGAAACUGAUAAGCCAAUCAGAGAGCAGGGAUUGAUCAUGUGACCACCAGGCUCUGAUUGGCUGCUUCUGCUUUUAUAUUCACUGCUUUUUUAAAAAAUAAAAAAACAUCUGUUACAUGUG
Notolabrus celidotus (New Zealand spotty) is the source of this 1356-nucleotide messenger RNA. RefSeq names its product deoxynucleotidyltransferase terminal-interacting protein 1 (gene dnttip1). The transcript is spliced from 13 exons. Lineage: Eukaryota; Metazoa; Chordata; Actinopteri; Labriformes; Labridae. The coding region runs from base 289 to 1200 and encodes 303 amino acids. Gene Ontology annotation, cellular component: nucleus. Gene Ontology annotation, molecular function: DNA binding; nucleosome binding. The record is from RefSeq and is a predicted model, not a curated record.